Talaromyces proteolyticus is the source of this 531-nucleotide messenger RNA. RefSeq lists its product as uncharacterized. The transcript has a single exon. The record is from RefSeq and is a predicted model, not a curated record. Bases 1 to 531 code for a protein of 176 amino acids. NCBI's taxonomy places the organism in Eukaryota, Fungi, Ascomycota, Eurotiomycetes, Eurotiales, Trichocomaceae.
AUGGCCGCCAUUCCCGUUUUGGCUGCCCGCGAUGACAGCAAUUCGGGAGCCUUGACGCCCUCGACCGUCAACCUGCUCAUCUCGUUACUGGUUUUGAUAUUGCUUGCCAUAAUCCUCUCCGGUAGUUUGCUAGUACUGCGCCAGCGCCGUCGCAAGCAGCAGUCCCAACUUCCUCUCUACAACAAUAGUCAAAAGCACCACCGUCGUCUUACAAUUACACAGAACAGCAGGACUGGUUCCAUUCAUGUGUAUAAUGAAAAGCGGGAUCUCCUCCACAAUUCGUCAAGCCCACCUCCCAGUCCCGUGCCAGAGAUUCGCAUCACCUUCCCCGAGGAGGAGGAUGAGUCUGGAAAGCGCAAAUCAGGCCGCGUCGUCGUUGUGCACAUCAGCGAGACUGGCGGUGUUGGUCUAGAACCAUGCAAAGAAGAACUUCCUCCCUACCAAACCAACGAGUCUGGCCGCUUCCAAUCCCUCGACCUCGAGCGUAUUGGGGGACUAAAAGAAAAGGAUGAAGGCACCCGGUGGUCUUAG